AUGCACCUGCAGGAUAACAAAUUGGAGGUUGAGGCAGAGAUCAGGCUUUGCAGUGGAAUGAAAGAGUGAGAGGCACCUGUCGGCUUGAGGCAGUUAUUUUCCACUGUGAUAGUAAAUAAACAGUACACCUGAUAUCAGUUUCCAGAGCCUUAGGUAGACAGGAGAGCGGGAGAGUCCAGGGGCGAAGGGGAGAGCGGCUAGGGGUAGAGACAUUAAUCUUGCAUCUGUUUCCGUUUCACACCCCGGAUACCAUUUGUGUUUGUUUUUGUGUGUGUGGAUGCGUGUGUGUGUGGAUGCGCGUUUGUGUGUGCAUGUGUGUGUGUGUUUUCUUGUGUAUGACUCAGCUCUGACUAGGUCUAUGGUAACACAGGGCUGCAGAGGGAGAUAGACAGGAGAAACGCCUGUUAGAAACAAACAGGAAAGAGGAAGUGAGCACUGAGAGGGACAGUAUGGCGACACAGCUGAGGAUCUGAGAUACAGGUCUGGACUUUGACCAAGAAAACGUGUGCUGUGUGUUCCACAUGCAUUGUAGUGGACACACACUGUCAGCUUUGGGGGUAUGAUCUUUUGUGUCCUUUGUGUGUGUCACGGUCUACAUGUUUGUGUGAGUGUAUAUUUUAGUAAGUGCAUUUUGUGUGUUUUGUGUUGAGACAUUAAUGAAGCAGCUCAGCUCCACUUCUCGGGCUCCUCUCGGGCUCCUAUGCUCUGAUUCAUCAUGUCUGUGCUCAUUGAUCAUGUCUCUCCUCUCCCUCUUUUGUUGGUAGAAACGGGGGCCUUCAGUUGCCUGAGACGCACCACCACGAGGAGGAAACAGAGCAGAACAUAGCCCAGAGAGGAGGCAGAAACCACGUGAAGGACUGACGUGGAUGACUGCAGUCACAAAGAUAGGGAGCGGUGACGUGAGAGCCAUGAGGGAGGAGAGCGAGGGGGAUUUGCUGCACCUACACAUCAUCCCCGAACACUGUCUCCACUAACACCUCCAUCCCCAUUCCUGCUCCGUAAGCUUCCUCAGGGGGUGACCCUUGAUAUGACCCCCAGCACCCUUGGCAUCAGGCUGUCCAGCCCAAGCCCCAGCUCCAGGCUCUGUGUGGGCAUCCCACCAUGUCCUGGUAGAGCUCUGUGCUAACGCCAGUCCCAAAGCCUGGGAUAAACCCACAGAGGACCAACGGACAGCCUCUAGACCACGAGGAGAAUGAAAUAUUCCUGAGUCAUUCCUGCUCUGUGGUUCUUGUUUCUCUCUGUUUGCUCUGAGUGGAAGGUGUCUCUCUCUCUUCCCAUCAAGCCCCUGCAGCUUUGAAGAUUCAAACGUAAUCCUAUCCCUGUUCUGACAUCCAUCCCUCUCUUCCUUUGCCUAGUCUCUUAUCUCUGCUCCUUUUGAUCUUUCAGAUUAUUUUGGUUUGACCCCAGACACGCCCCUUUUGCCACCCGGCACGUUCUCCUCUGUGAUCACCACGUUUUCCUCGGUGUUCACCGCGUGGCAGACGACCAUGGGUUGCCGGCAAAGUUCGGAGGAGAAGGAGGCGGCGCGGCGCUCCCGGCGGAUUGACCGCCACCUGCGCUCGGAGAGCCAGCGGCAGCGGCGUGAGAUCAAGCUCCUUCUGCUGGGCACCAGCAACUCUGGCAAGAGCACCAUCGUCAAGCAGAUGAAGAUCAUCCACAGUGGAGGCUUCAAUCUGGACGCCUGCAAGGAGUACAAGCCCCUCAUCCUUUACAACGCCAUCGACUCGCUCACACGCAUCAUCCGCGCCCUCGCCACGCUCAAGAUCGACUUCCACAACCCUGACCGCGCCUACGAUGCCGUGCAGCUCUUCGCUCUGACCGGGCCGGCCGAGAGCAAAGGGGAGAUCACAGAGGAGCUGCAGGGGGUCAUGAAGCGCCUGUGGGCCGACUCAGGCGUGCAGGAGUGCUUCUGCCGCUCCAACGAGUACCACCUGGAGGAUAACACUGCCUACUAUCUGAACGACCUGGACCGCAUCUCCUCCAACGAGUUCAUCCCCACCGUGGAGGACAUCCUGUGCUCCCGUGACAUGACCACAGGCAUUGUGGAGAACAAGUUCACCUUCAAGGAGCUCACCUUCAAGAUGGUGGAUGUGGGGGGGCAGCGCUCGGAGAGGAAGAAGUGGAUCCACUGCUUCGAGGGUGUGACCGCCAUCAUUUUCUGUGUGGAGCUAAGCGGCUAUGACCUCAAGCUAUACGAGGACAACCAGACGGUAAGGGAAGCCAUUGGGCAACAUAUGCAACAUUAGCCAUGACACAACCAUCCAGUUCCUGUCCACACUCUUGGGGCAUGCUGUUAGCUAUGGCACUGUGGUGUUCUCCUUUUCACACUUCUCAGGGCGCAUUACAUCUAGGGCCACACUUCUCAUUUCUGCUGAAUUUAAUAGACAUCAUAUCACUCAAAAUUGGAGUGUCCUCAGAAUGUUGGAGUUAGAAACAAGUAAAUGAUCAAGUAACAAACCCUAACUAACCCUUCAAAGAGGAAUAUAUUGUAUAUCUGACAUUCUGUGUGGAUAUGAUAGCUUUACCCCAUGAAAGCUGAAAAGGGAAGACUGUAUUCCUACAUAGAGGGCUAACAGUUUAUUUAUGUAUUUUUUGUUUUAUUUAUUUGUACCAAAGAAAAGGGCUACCUGUUGUGAGAAGCAUUAGGAGCAGAUAACACAUGCAAGAGCACGAGCCUGAUGUUAUCUCUGCUGCGUCAUCACUACUCUAUACCGCUCUUUACAACCUUCUGCAUUUCCUGCAUCUACUUCUCAUGAAACAGUAUACUAAAUGCUUCCGUCAUGGUCUACAGGAAGUCUAGAUUCUCCUACACUAUAUUUUCGGAAAACAUGUUAGCACAUGUUGGGUCAGCUAGAGAAUGUUGGGUCUUAGCUGUUAGAGAAAUGAAGGGAAAGUUGAUAACAACAAUGCAUCACAUUCUUGUUUGUAACUUUUAGCUAUACUCUACCUUCCUGUGGCCUGAUAAUUCACGUGUAACAUAAAUAAGACAAGAUGUAUUAGGCGCUCGCUGAGUUAGUACAUGAAAUCAAUACGUUUACAUUUUAGUCAUCUUAUCCAGAGUGACUUACAGGCUCAAUUAGGCUAAAGUGCCUUUAUCAAGGGCAUAUUUCUUACCCACUCUGCUUGGGGAUUCAAACCAGCGACCUUUCAGUUACUGGCCCAACGCUCUUAACCGCUAAGCUACCGGCCACCCGUUUUAGCAAGUUAUAAAUACAUUCUUGAGAGGAAAAUGCAGUUAGGCGUUAAUUGAGUUCAUAGUGUAAGGUGUGAGGGUGUACCUGUGAGAAUUAGCAGCUUGCGAUGGCACUGUUCAGCAGUAGGAUGUCACAGGUCCAGGAACAAUUAACUAAGAGGUGGGGAAAUGAAGAGAGAGAAGGAGAGGAAGUGAGGAAUAGAAAAUGAAAAAAGGGGAUUGUUUGGAGGAAAUCUGAGGCCCCACCCUUCUGGACAUUGUUUAUGAACUCUGGGUGUGGUUGGCAGGCACGGCUGAUUUGGGCCCUUAUCAGUGAAAUGUCUGCUGGAACAGUUUACACAGCUUUCCCCUUUACUGCAAGAUACUUUUUCAACCCAAUGAGGUUUUAAGGUUUGAGGGAUGAGCAUGAAUAAUAUGAAUACUAUUUCAUUGUUAAUUAGAUGCUAUGUAAUGUUGAUAGGCCUACACAGUGGCUUAGUGUUCCAAUCAGCAUCUUAUGAAGUAUUCUGUUCAAAUAAACAUUUGGUUCUGGUGCAAACUAAGUUCUGGUGUAUUUCAAGCCUUCAGGACAUACUAUGAUGCAUGAUGUUAGGAAUGAUGAAAACAGCUCUAGCAAUAUUAGUGUCUGACUCAAUGUAGCAUUAUGUCUCAAUGUGUCUCAUAAACCCUCGGAGCCAUAUGAGAAUGUGUCUGAAGACAGGGAGACAAGCAGAGAGGCAUGGAGUCAGAGAGGGAAUCAGAGAGAGACAGGGAGGCAGGGAGGGAGACAUGGAGAAUGGGGCUGUGGUGAGCACUCAACUUGACGCCGCUCACUCUCAAAUGCAGCUCACUCUAAAAUGGAGCUCUCUCUCUCCUCUCGCUCUCUCUACUCUCAUGCAUGGCAACAGAAAGGGGAUGGAUCAGAGAGGGCCUGAACGAUUGAGUCUUAGACAUGAGUAUAUUUGAGGUAUUAUUUUUAUGUGUGUGUAUCGGUGCAGAAAUCUAUCUUUGAAGGACUGUCUGAGACAAGAAGGGACCCUUGAAGCCCUGACACUAUCUCUAGGCAGUUUACUGAUGCCAUUUGUUUUUGGCAGUGUACGUGUAUGUUUGAUGGUUUAGGUAUGACCUCUUUGGGACUGUUAUUAAUCAAAAGGGAUAGGUUGUGGUUGAAAGUCCAUGGCAAAAAGAGUGGGAAUGGGACUGAUAAGAAUAGUGGAGUGCAGUUAGGUGUAGACCUGGGUUCAAAUACAAUUUCAAAUAUUUCAAUUACUUUCACAUACAUUUCAAACUAAUUCAGAUAUUUUUUAUUUGAAAAGACAUAAUAUUGGAAUGUACUUGGAAAGUAUUGGCAUGUAUUUGAAAAUACUCAAAUACACUGACUCAAAUACACUCCCAUGCAUUUAACCCAGGCAUUUGAAAAUAGUAUUUGAAAAUACUUUCAAAUAGUAGGCUAUUUUAUAUAACAAAUAAUCAAAUACACAUGUAUUUGAACCCAGGUCUGGUUAGGUGAGAGAUAGGGAAAGAGAGGGACACAAAUUAGCAAGAUAAAGCUACCUAGAGCGUGUAGCAGAAUUGGGAGAAGAGUGGUGAGGUUUCUCCACAGAGAAAAAGCUCUGGAUCUACAAUUACUUGAAUAAUGGCGCUCGUAUGGCACUAUAGUAUCACCUCCAUAACUCACUAACGACAGUCAUCCUUCAAUCAUGCUCUAUAACAAAAUGGACCCAGUUGCAAUGGUGACCUUCAACUACAAUAUUUCACAUCUGUUUUAACAUGUGCAAUCGUCUGAUGUUAAAUGUAAAAAUAGUAUUUGUUUUAUUUUGUGCCAUGGCACGCUAGUACCUGAUUGGAUUAGAUAGCCCAUGUGAUGUGUCUCAGCCAUUGACAGACCAAAUUAUGAACCAAAUUAUGUAACAAGAGCAUAGCUUAAUAAUUGUUAGGGUUUGGACUAUUGGUUUCUGUGAGCUGGAAUGUGUUAUUUUGGGCAGUGCUUGCUCUAGGGGAGAGGAGAGAGAGUGGGCAUGGUGUGUGUCUGCCUUGAGAUUUUAUCUGCAGGGAUUGGACAGGACAGGUCCAGAGGUUAUUUGGGAAACAGUUUGGAUACAGGAGGCUAGGGGAACACAUGAUGACCUCAAAUUAUGAGACUGAAAAGAUUUGGCAUGGGUCCUCAGAUCCUCAAAAAAUUCUACAGCUGCACCAUCGAGAGCAUCCUGACUGGUUGCAUCACCGCCUGGUAUGGCAACUGCUUGGCCUCCGACCGAAAGGCACUACAGAGGGUAGUGCGUACGGCCCAGUACAUCACUGGGGCAAAGCUUCCUGCCAUCCAGGACCUCUAUACCAGGCGGUGUCAGAGGAAGGCCCUCAAAAUUGUCAAAGACUCCAGCCACCCUAGUCAUAGACUGUUCUCUCUGCUACCGCACGGCAAGCGGUACCGGAGUGCCAAGUCUAGGUCCAAAAGACUUCUCAACAGCUUCUACCCCCAAGCCAUAAGACUCCUGAACAGCUAAUCAUGGCUACCCGGACUAUUUGCACUGCCCCCCCACCCCAUCCUUUUUAUGCUGCUGCUACUCUGUUAAGUAUUUAUGCAUAGUCACUUUAACUCUACCCACAUGUACAUAUUACCUCAACUACCUCAACUAGCCGGUGCCCCCGCACAUUGACUCUGCAACGGUACCCCCCUGUAUAUAUAGCCUCCCUACUGUCACUUUAUUUUACUUCUGCUCUUUUUUUUCUCAACACUUUUUUUUGUUGUUGUUUUAUUUUUACUUUUUUUGUUUAAAAUAAAUGCACUGUUGGUUAAGGGCUGUAAGUAAGCAUUUCACUGUAAUGUCUGCACCUGUUGUAUUUGGCGCAUGUGACCAAUAAAAUUUGAUUUGAUUUUGAUUUGGAGCUCAUCACCACCUGAGAAACCAGCAGGAAAUGAAUGGGCAGAAUCAUGAGUACUGUAACCAUAGAAUUAGGAAUUAGAACUCGUCUCUCUCUUACUCCAUCACAUGUAGUGUAGUACUGGAUCACUGGUAGGGCACGCUACACAGGGUUUUUAGAGAGGAUGUCUGUCUUUGUGAGGAAAAAGUCUUACAAUUCUUUCCCCACCCACCCACUCCCUGAUGCAUUUUUCCUGUCCCAUCCCUGUCUUCAUAAUGAAUUGGUUGCCAUGCCUUCAGUUGCCUAGUAACAGACCAGUCGAAUGCUCCUAAUAAUCUUGGGCUGUUGACAGUGAGCUGUGAUUUAGGGAGAGUGUGUGUAUGCGUGCAUCCACGUGUGUGUGUUCUGCCUGCAUGCGUGUGUGUACUGUAAAUUAAUAAAUGUUUGUAUGCGGUAGGGAGGGCUGAACAACUGGGUUGCAUACUGUGUGUAUGUGAGGUGAAAAAACAAAGUACAAGGGCUUUCUGGUUGUAGUGGUGUACAGUGGACAGACAUUUCACAGAGCUGUUACAGUGACAUGUGAUUGCACUCUAAGCCCCAUAGACAUAGUAGAGAUGUUAAAUUAAAGUGUCCAGUGACUCCAGAGGAUCCAGAAUAGGACCACACAUCUACACUUCUAAAUAGGUUUAAAAUCUCCUAAGGAGCGUAAGCAUACUUUCUCACGCUGUUAAUAUGAAAGUCAUAAUUUAACGAGUUAAUCUAAUACAAUUUCAUUUUAAUGAAUGGGGAAUUGUGUAUAAUUGGAAACUGUGUUUCACAGCAGAUAGGAUGACAGAGUAGGACCAUUAUUGGGUUAGCUACUGAAACACUCACCAACUAUGAGGUGUUUAAACAGAAUUUAAGAUCUCAAACUCAGUUAGUCCUUGCCUCUCAUAAUCCAAGUAGAGCCUUUCUGCUAAGCCAUUUUUGUUGUCUUUUCCCAAACAUGCAUGUAAACCAACACACAGUGAAGUGCACUGUGUUGUAGCCCUCUGGCUGUAAAUUAUAGUGGUGUAUAGCAACCAGUAGUAGUCAUGAGCAACCUGCUCUCAGAGCAUUUCGUAUUAUUCUGUAUGUAAAUCCAGGACACUCCAUUUAGUAUGAUAUGUUACGUUUCGUAUGGUAUUUAUUAAUUUGGGGAUGUCCAUCACUUGGGCUGUGGCGGUCAUUACAUUUUGUCAGACGGUUAUUGUCAUGCAAAAGACUGCCACAGUAAUUUACGGUUAAUUAACAUAAACACGUUUAGCAUCUCCAGGCCUCCACGCCUUUGGAACAUCUACAUUUAAAAAAGUCUAAUAAAUCAAUGUAAUAUACACCAUCACAAUAAAUCCAUUAUUUAUUUUAGGCAAGUCUAAAGAAACAGUAUGAUAUGAAGAAAAUGUAUUUUCGAAGAACAGAAUAUGAGUUGAUCUACUGUAUGUUAUCUGGCUAUGCACCAUGCCAUAGGCUUGUUCAUUUAGCUGACAAAAUAUGCUUAUAAGUCCCGUGCCAUUAUUUUAUUUUAUAUGAUUUUAUAGUAAGAACAAUAUACACUACAUGGCCAAAGGAUUGUAGACACCACUUCAAAUUAGUGGAUUCAGCUAUUUCAGCCACACCUGUUGCUGACAGGUGUAUAAAAUCGAGCACACAGCUUUGCAAUUUCCAUAGACAAACAUUGGCAGUAGAAUGGCCCGUACUGAAGAGCUCAGUGACAUUCAACGUGGCACCGUCAUAGGAUGCCACCUUUCCAACAAGUCAGUGUGUCAAAUUUCUGCCCUGCUAGAGCUGCCCCAGUCAACUGUAAGUGCUGUUAUUGUGAAUUGGAAACGUCUAGGAGCAACAAUGGCUCAGCCGCGAAUUGGUAGGCAACACCGCCGGGUUCUGUAGCGCGUAAAAAUCGUCUGUCCUCGGUUGCAACACUCACUACUGAGUUCCAAACUGCCUCUGGAAGCAACUUCAGUACAAGAACUGUUCGUCGUGAGCUUCAUGAAAUGGGUUUCCAUGGCCGAGCAGCCGCACACAAGUCUAAGAUCACCAUGCGCAAUGCCAAGCGUCGGCAGGAGUGGUGUAUAGCACACCGUCAUUGAACUCUGGAGCAGUGGAAAUUCGUUCUCUGGAGUGAUGAAUCACGCUUCACCAUCUGGCAGUCCGACGGACAAAUCUGGGUUUGGCAGAUGCCAGGAGAACGCUACCUGCCCCAAUGCAUAGUGCCAACUGUAAAGUUUGGUGGAGGAGGAAUAUUGGUCUGGGGCUGUUUUUCAUGGUUCGGGCUAGGCCCAUUAGUUAUAGUGUAGGGAAAUCUAAACGCUACAGUAGUCCCCUGUAGCUCAGUUGGUAGAGCAUGGUGCUUGCAACGCCAGGGUUGUGGGUUCGUUUCCCACGGGGGGCCAGUAUGAAAAUGUAUGCACUCACUAACUGUAAGUCGGAUAAGAGCGUCUGCUAAAUGACUAAAAUGUAAAUGACAUUCUAAACGAUUCAGUGCUUCUAACUUUGUGGCAACAGUUUGGGGAAGGCCCUUUCCUGUUUCAGCAUGACAAUGCCCCCUUGUACAAAGGGAGGUCCAUACAGAAAUGGUUUGUCGAGAUCAGUGUGGAAGAACUUGACUAGCCUGCACAGAGCCCUGACCUCAACCCCAUCGAACACCUUUGGGAUGAAUCGGAAAGCCGACUGUGAGCCAGGCCUAAUCGCCCAACAUCAGUGCCCAACCUCAUUAAUGCUCUUGUGGCUGAAUGGAAGCCCCCGCAGCAAUGUUCCAACAUCUAGUGGAAAGCCUUCCCAGAAGAGUGGAGGCUGUUAUGGCAGCAAAGGGGGGACCAACUCCAUAUUAAUGCCCAUCAUUUCAGAAUGAGAUGUUCGACAAGCACUACUUUUGGUCAUGUAGUGUAUGUUAUGUGGUCCUCUGUAGCUCAAUUGGUAGAGCAUGGCGCUUGUAACGCCAGGGUAGUGGGUUCGAUCCCCGGGACCACCCAUACGUAAAAAUGUAUGCACACAUGACUGUAAGUCGCUUUUGAUAAAAGCGUCUGCUAAAUGGCAUAUUAUUAUGAAUUCUAGCUAGAUGUUAGGGGUAAGGGGUUAGGGUUAAGUUUAAGAGUUAGGUUAAAGGGUUAAGGUUAGGGUUAGGGAAAGGUUAGCUAACAUGUUAAGUGGUUGAAAAGUAGCAAAAAAGUAGUAAGUAGUUGAAAAGUUGCCAAUGCUAAAGUUGUCCGUGAUGAGAUUCGAACUCGCAACAUUUGGGUUGCUAGACAGUCGCGUUAUACGAUCACCCAUCAGACCACUGCCUUAAGUAACCAUAUGUCUUAUGUAACCAUACCAAACAUAACACAUCAUACUAAUUUGGGUGUGCCGAAUUUACGUUUGCUAUGUUACAUCUAGUCUAUGAGACCAGGCUGUCAUGAGAGUAAAGCAUAAAUCAUAGUCCACAGACAUGCGAUAGUCAGGCGUCUCAUUGUGACAUAGCAACGCGUCCACCAUCAAAUGUGCACCUCCCAACAACCAACGUGGCUCUGGUACACGUCCUCUAUUCAUUUAAAUGUGUUGACAGUUGGAGAAAUUGCUUGAGCUGCGCAGAGAAUUCGAAAAGUUUGAAAGCCAACAGUGCAAAAUUCUAAAACACUGCUGUGAGUAAGCAUACACGUUUUGGACUAUGAUAUACGCUUUAGACUUUAGGGUCCUUGAGGAACGUAUACAUUGUAAAUCACAAUUGUUAUGGUAUGGGGGUGUAUUGGGGAAAUCAAUGACCGUAAAAUGUUGAAUACACUCAAAUUAAUCAUGGAAGCUUCUUGAAUUGAAUUGAUCCUGGAAUUAAAUGUUGUUUAUAGGCUGCACAUUUAAUUGAAUCUUGCAGAGCCAAGAGCUGUUGAUUGAAUGAGGCUGCAGUGAGCAGCAGCACAGUGUACAGCCAAGGAGAGAAGAGAGAGGGAUGGGGUGGAGUAAAGACAGCUACAGAGCAUUGGGUGAAAAUAUGUGAGGUAAUGCUAGCUCAAAAUAUUCAGGUGGCAUUACAAAACAGAGAGAGUGAGGGAUAAACUACCUUAAUUAAUAAUAGUGUAGUGUGUAUACAGAGCCCUUUCUUUGAGGCUCUGGCAAUUAUAAUGAAACAUAAUUAAUGGAAAACGUUGUGCAUGAUAUUCUUGAAGCAAUUGUAUUAUUUGUGUCCCAUGUCUUAAUGUACAGUGGAUAUACACUGAACAAAAAUAUAAACGCAACAUGUAAAGUGUUGGUCCCAUGUUCCAUGAGCUGAAAUAAAGAUCCCAGAAAUGUUCCAUACGCACAUAAAGCUUAUUUUUCUCAAAUUUUGUGCACACAUUUGUUUACAUCCCCGUUAGUGAGCAUUUCUCCUUUGCCAAGAUAAUCCAUCCACCUGACAGGCAUAUCAACAAGUUGAUUAAACAGCAUGAUCAUUACACAGGUGCACCUUGUGCUGGGGACAAUAAAAGGCCACUCUAAAAUGUGCAGUUUUUGUCACACAACACAAUGCCACAGAUGUCUCAAGUUUUGAGGGAGUGUGCAAUUGGCAUGCUGACUGCAAGAAUGUCCACCAGAGCUAUUGUCAGAUAAUUGAAUGUUCAUUUCUCUACCAUAAGCCGCCUCCAACGUUGUUUUAGAGAAUUUGGCAGUACAUCCAACCGGCCUCACAACCGCAGAUCACGUGUAACCACGCCAGCCCAGGGAUCGUCUGAGACCAGCCACCCGGACAGCUGAUGAAACUGAGGAAUAUUUCUGUCUAAUAAAGCCCUUUGGUGGCGAAAAACUCUCUGAUUGGCUGGGCCUGGUUCCCCAGUGGGUGGUCCUGGCUCCCCAGGCCCACUCAUGGCUGUGUCCCUGCCCAGUCAUGUGAAAUCCAUAGAUUAGGGCCUAAUGAAUUUAUUUCAGUUGACUGAUUUCCUUAUAUGAACUGUAACUCAGCAAACUCGUUGAAAAUGUUGCAUGUUGCGUUUAUAUUUUUGUUCAGUAUAUAAGGUAGUGCCAUUCGAAUCUAACCUUAAUGACUUUAAUUGAAUUAUGUAGGGGUGGCUCCUCACUCACUCCAAUGAUUGAUAUUUACUGGAAACAAAGCAUUAACAUGGGAUUGAACCUCCUCAUUAAUACUUAAUCUUAAUUAAGGCUUGUGUGUCUAGAGUGCUCAGGGAGAGGGGGCGCUGCCGACAGGCCAUGGGGAGGGAGGGUGAGGGUGUGUGUAGGCUCUAGGGGAGGGGCAGCUGUGUGCUGCUACCUUAGUAUCCACUCUCCUUUACCCUCUUCCCUCCUCUCUCCCCCUCAGUGAAGCUGUAACUCUAACAAUGAUGGAGUGAGCAGGUAAAGAGGAUAGAGAGUCCCAAAGCACAGUGGGUGGGCUGCUGCCUUCCUCUCCACGCAGCAGGGUUCUGCUGUAGACACACUGAGAACACAUGGAGGGGGGAGCCUCUGGCUCUGACCUUAUUUAGUGUACACUCCUUAGGGUCCUGAGCUCAGUCCCUAAGGAUGCCUACUUAUGCCAGAGAAAAUAGCCUGCGUCUCGCGCCACUGCACCGGAUCCAUAACAAGUCUGUAUAUUCAGAUGAUUGGUUCAUAGAACUUACAGUAUACAAAUGAGUUCACUUGCCUAGUCCCUUGUUCAACAUUGCAAAACACUACACAUUGUACGCCACUACAUAUAAGUGUGGAUGGUUUAUAGUUCAAGUAAAUGAGACAACAGAGAUUUUAUACGUUACAACCCUCUUGUUGUUAAGCUAUCUUUAAUUGUAAUCGCUCUCUAUCCUUCUAUCCAUCUCUCUCUCUCUCUCUCUCUCUGAGCAUAUCUUGUGAUUUGCUCAGAGCACCAUUAUGUUUGGUGUAACCUUUUAAACAGCAGCCCAGUCUUCAAACUGAACUCCUCACUCAGUCACAAGCUACUGGAUACACACCACAUGCCUGCAGCUUCCCAUUUAUCUCUCUCUCUCUCUCUCUCUCACUCUCUCUCUCUCUCUCUCUCUCUCUCUCUCUCACAAACACACACACACACACACACACACACACACACACACACAUACACACACAUUCCUUUACACACAAAGGCACAUUCUUGCAGUAUGUCUAGUGUAAAUAAUGUUAGUACCGGGGGCUUUUAAUGGAAUAUGAAAUCUAUCAGGCCACAGGUUUUUCUUAAUCCCAUAGAUAUUGUGCAUAUUGGGAAUACAUAAUGCAUGACAUAGCUCUACUUGCUGCAUCUGUACUGAUGUCAGUCAGACUGUUCAUCUUUUCACUUUUGGCUUCACCAACUACCCAGCACUCCCUUGUGCUCAAACUAUGAUUCACUGCAUGACCAACAACUGUUUCCUUGUUCUUCUUUGAUAUAUAACAACUCCUCUCCCCAGUAAUAUGUGAAUAUAUAUUUCAGUAUGUCAGUGAUUUAGGGAGCUGUUAACUCUUUACACGCGUGGGAAUUGGUCAAUAUGGAUAGGGCUAAAUUGAAAUGUUUCUUACAGAAGAAAUAUGAAAAGCAUAUGGUAGAAAUGGAAAGGGAACAGUUUGGAUAUUAUGGGGAAAUUAUUAGACCAAAGUUGAGGACACAACAGUUCACCUGACACAAGAUUGAAUCCAAACAUUACACUAUUGAUUUUAUGUGCAUUUUUACAUUUAGUGUACUUUUCGACACAUUUGUUGAUAACAAAAUCUGAAAAUACUCUGGAUGCAUUCAGUAACAUGAUAAGACUAUUCCUGGAAAAUAUGGGGUAGGUGCAACAUAAGGAAAACAAUUGCAAGGGUUUGAGUGAGAGGACUAACUGGUGUCUCCAAGUGGCCACACCUCUCCAAAGUGUGCACUGUUCCUAAAUAAUUUCAAUGCACUUUUAUGACUCAAAGAAGAGUCCUCAACUAUAAGGUGCUUUUUGAGCUCUCCUAACUGUGCCGUUGAGGAACUAGAGCAAGCACACUUGUAGUUGUUUUGUUUGGAACACAACCCUGUAUCCCCACCAUCACACAAUUACUAUUGUGGCGCAGUGGUCUAAGGCACUGCAUCUCAGUGCUUGAGGCGUCACUGUAUCACAACAGGCCGUGAUUGGGAGUCCCUUAGGGCGGCGCACAAUUGGCCAAGCAUCUUCCGGGUUUGGCCAGUAUAGGCCGUCAUUGUAAAUAAGAAUUUGUUCUUAACUGACUUGCCUAGUUAAAUAAAGGUGAAAAAAUGUAUUUAAAAAAAACAGCCCAAUAUUAAUUAGCAAUCUGGGUCAGGUGGGCAUAAUUUGAAAGCUUGUUCUAUUGCCAACAUGACUAGCUAAGUUAUAAAAUAAGAUCGUACAGUGUUAGGCUUUCACAAGGCAAUUCAGAGAAACAGAACGUAAUUGUGAUGUGCAUAGAAAGGAGUCAUGAGUGCAUUCAGGUGUGUGUUCUGAGACAAAUAUUCUUCACAACAGACAAACAGGCUCAUUCUGUUCAGAACAACCCAGGGUAUGACACCAUGUCAUCUUGUAACUGUACAUCAAACAUAGUGAUCAUAAACAUUGACACUGUAUAUGACAUGAGUUUUAUAAUAUGGAAAUGUCAAGUGCACAUUUGGACUCAUGGGUGCUUGGCUUGCUUGUAUGACAGCGAUCUGGACUCAGGGGUAGACCUAACAUAGUAAACAAAAAUCCGGGACACUCCAAUUAGUAUGAUAUGUUACGUUUGGUAUGGUAUGUAUUAAUUUGUGGACGUCCAUCAUCCAUUUGGUAUGAUAUGUUACGAAUUACAAUUCGUAUGAUACAGUAUGUUAUGAAUUCCAAUUCCAAUUAUAUGUUACGAAUUGCAAUUCGUACAGUAUGUUACGAAUUUGCAAUCCGCAAAUGAUAUGCUACGAAUUCCAAUUUAUUGUGGCUAAAGUUAGCUAGCUGGCAAACACUAACAUUAGCUAGGUGGCUAACGCUAAUGUUAGCUAGGCUAGGGGUUAGGAUUGGGGGUAAGGUUAGGGUUAAGGUUAGGAGUUAGGUUAAAGGGAAGGGUUAGCUAACAUGCUAAGUAGUUGAAGGUAGCUAAAAAGUAGUAAGUAGUUGUAAGGUUGCAAAUUAGCUAAAAUGCUAAAGUUGUCCGUAAUGAGAUUUCCUUAAGUUAAAUUCUGUCUUAUGUAGCCAUACCAAACAUAACAUAUCAUACUAAUUUCCGUGUCCCGGAUUUUUGUUUACUAUGUUAUGUCUAGUCUAUGAGACCAGGCUGUUGUAUGACAUCAAAGCAGUAUUUAUUAUCAUCCUUAACGACUCAUUAAUUUACAGCAUUUCCCUCACUCAGACGACAAUUUUUUUUGCCCAAUUAGUGGGAGGGAUGGGGGCAACUUCUUGUCUCGUGCGGUGCUCAAGUUCAGAAUGGCUGUCAGUCAAAAUCCUACUGAGCUCUGACGUAAUUUAUAGCAUUUUACUGUACAGCCACUGCAUUCCAAUUUAGGUGCUUAUCAGUGCCCAAAUAUACGCGUAUAUGGGUACAGGUGUAAAGGGCUACAGUCAUCUUUGGUUUUGCAUUUUGCAUUUUGCAUUUCAUGUGUUUUAGAGGUUUGAAACACAAACAUUCACAAAAAAUUGCAUUUUUGGGAGCAUGUGAUCUUGACAGUUAUGACUGUGGCCCCCAUGGCUAAACAUUUUUCAGAGUUCUGCUAACAGAACUGGCUCCCAUUCAUGAAUUUGGAAAACAUCUUAGAAGGAAAAUAAAAUGUAUCCUUGGGGUUUGGAUAAUACACAGCUGACAUCUCCGAGGCAGCACAAACAAUUGGGUCUUGGUCUGGUGGCAAAAAACUAAGAACCACAAGAUUGUAUAUUGCGUAAUUUAAUAUGCCUCUAAAAACACAAUCUUGCAAUCAUAGAAAGAAAACAGUGAAGUUGUGUUUUGGGCAAAGCCAAUGUCAGGCAGGCUAUGCUUUUACUCCCAUUGCUAAAGCUCAAAGGUAGAAUAAAUAUGUCAUCACUGAGCUUAAGAGAUGGGCUUAAGAGAUGUACUCAACCUAUCAAGUCUAUUUUGUCGCUUAGUCCAUCUGUCCACACUGACAAUUGUUCCUGUUCAUGGUUAUGUUCAGUGUAACAUACCGUGGAAAUUCCCUGAAACGUAAUACCUUUCAUACUCAUUUGACCCAUUUGUCUUACGUCAGAGAGGGCAAGGCUGUCUGUACAUUUGAUUUGUGAUACAUUUCAUAUUCAUCUGACUUUUAUGUUUUUUUUAACUGUGCAUAGUUCCAGUAACUCAUUUAGUGCUUAUCAUGUGGGCAGUAACAGUUCUCUACUCAUGCUAAGCUUGAAGUGAGAGAGAGAAGACUUGCUCAGUUUUCCUGCGGGAUGAGAGUUCAAGUGCAUGUCUUUGACCUAGUCUCCAGUCCAUGUUUACACAACAUAUAAACCACACCUUUGGCUGCUCCAGUGGAGAUCUGAACAACUGCCACAAAUAAUUUUAAUCUACACUACAGGGUCAAAUCCUGUUCUCAUUUUCAAUUAGUUUUUGGAAACAUAUUAUUUUCUUUUUUGGAAGAUUUAGCAGUUAAAGCAAAUCAUAUUCACAAUCAAAAAUUGACUAAUUUAACACCAUCUAUGAGAUAGCGUUGAAAGGAUCCUGUGAGAUUGCUGGUUCAUUGUUUGUUCAGCUUUAGCCCAACGUCAGCCUCUUUCUUUUAUAUAUCAAUAGGCUGUGUCUUACAUCAGGGAACAACAAUUUUCUCAUUAUUGCCUCUUCUCUCUCCCUUUCCAUCCCUCCUCUCUACAGAGUCGUAUGGCAGAGAGCCUGCGUCUGUUUGACUCCAUCUGCAACAACAACUGGUUCACCAACACCUCACUCAUCCUCUUCCUCAACAAGAAGGACCUGUUGGCCGAGAAGAUCAAGCGCAUCCCUCUGACCGUGUGCUUCGCCGACUACAGAGGUCAGAACACCUAUGAAGAGGCGGCGGUCUAUGUGCAGCGGCAGUUCGAGGACCUCAACCGCAACAAGGAGACCAAGGAGAUCUACUCGCACUUCACCUGCGCCACAGACACCAGCAACAUCCAGUUUGUGUUCGACGCCGUCACGGACGUGAUCAUCCAGAACAAUCUCAAGUACAUUGGGCUGUGCUAG
Messenger RNA from Coregonus sp. 'balchen', 16063 nucleotides. Lineage: Eukaryota; Metazoa; Chordata; Actinopteri; Salmoniformes; Salmonidae. The record is from the annotation of a GenBank genome assembly.